AUGGAUCUAGUUGAGUUGAUUGCUACUACUCAUUCCAUGUUUUUAUCAAAAAAAGUGGUGCCUCCAAGAGCAGCUAGAAUAUAUGAAUUAGAUAGCAUAAAUCAACAAGAAUCAAUCAAGAAACUGGGAAUUCUAAUUGGUCAGAUAGCUCAACAACUUACAAAACACCCACAAGAAACAUUGCCAGGCAAAACAAUGGUCAAUCCAAAAGAGCAAGUGCAAGUUAUUAUAAUCAAAAGUGGGGUACAACUUCCAGAGAUACAUGUGAAGAAACCAGAGAGAAAAGAUAAAGAAGUAAUGGUUGAAGAGGCUAGAAAAGAAGUAAAGUCUGAACCACUAACUAAUGAGGAAGACGAAAGGAAAGACACAUUCACAGUGAAAGCACCCAGCCCUGUAAAAGCUUAUGUGCCACCAAUUCCCUUUCCUCAAAUGUUACAGAGAAAGAAGCUGGACAAACAAUUUACCAAAUACAAUAGCCCAAAUGCCCGGCUAUGCAAAAUUCUUGAAAGAGACUUGUCUGACAAAAGGAAGCUGGAAGAACAUGGGACUGUCUGCCUGAACGAGGAAUACAGUGCCAGUGUUAAUUUGAUGCCUCUUUCUAUUUAUAGGUCUAUUGGAUUAGGGGAAGCAAACCCUACAACUAUCUCUUUGCAACUGGUUGACAGAUCGAUCAAACGACCAAACGGGAUUAUUGAAGAUGUGCUAGUUAAAGUCGAUAAAUUUAUUUUUUCAGCUGACUUCAUCAUUUUGGACAUAGAUGAGGAUUCAAACAUCCCUCUAAUUUUGGGAAAACCCUUCUUAGCUAUCGAAAGAGCGUUGAUUGAUGUUUACGAUGGAAAGAUGAUUCUCUGGGUAGACAAUGAGCAAGUCAUAUUUAACAUGCUCAAGGCGAUGAAAGAUCCACCGACUUAG
Olea europaea var. sylvestris is the source of this 912-nucleotide messenger RNA. RefSeq lists its product as uncharacterized. The record is from RefSeq and is a predicted model, not a curated record. Lineage: Eukaryota; Viridiplantae; Streptophyta; Magnoliopsida; Lamiales; Oleaceae. Bases 1 to 912 code for a protein of 303 amino acids. The transcript is spliced from 4 exons.